Ostrinia nubilalis (European corn borer) is the source of this 1523-nucleotide messenger RNA. RefSeq lists its product as uncharacterized. The transcript has 2 exons. The record is from RefSeq and is a predicted model, not a curated record. Bases 666 to 1286 code for a protein of 206 amino acids. NCBI's taxonomy places the organism in Eukaryota, Metazoa, Arthropoda, Insecta, Lepidoptera, Crambidae.
CGCACAAAACUCCGCCCCCCACUGAAGGGCGCCCGAGCAUCGUUCGGCGUAUUCAUACAUUCGCCGUUCUCCUCUCACUCGCCGUCAGACACCGCGCCGCACGCACGUACCGCGCUCCUAAUUAAAUUUUGAAAGUCACCAUUGUACUCGUAACAUCGUAAUAAAUAACUGUUCCUGAAAAGCUGGUUUUUAUGAAGAUUCCCUCCAAGCUUUGGACCUUCGAGCCAAGAUUACAACGCAGAAGACCGGCAACGACCUUUGGACUGAGGGAAAGUUAUUCAACGGCGGAACCGUUACUUCAAAAUCUGAAGAAGGCGCAGUCAUCACCACGUCACGUCAUCAUCGAGCAGCAAAAUCGGGGACAACAGAGCGGAGGCUCAUCCACGAAAGCUAUCACAAGCAGCAAAUCGAGGACAACAGAGCAGAGACUCAUCCACGAAGGCUGUGACGCACGCAGACGAGGUCCAGGUUGCCUCGCUUCCCGCUUCCACGCAGUUUAUCUGAUUCUUCAUCAUCGCUUGCAUCUUCUCUUCAUUGCACCUACGCUUAAGUAUCUUUUUUCAUUACAUUUUACACAGAUCGUUAUAAUUUUCUCAUAACCGCUAUAGUUUAUUCAUUGUCAGUUUUAACUACCCCACUUCAUACUAAAUUAAUUUCUAUUCACAAUGACGAAAUUAGUUGAACUCAAAAGAAAGCGUGGUUCGUAUAAAGCUAAGCUUACGCAUUUUAAAACCUUUUUAGAUAAUUUAACAAAUCAAACCGAACCAAGUCAAACCCAACUCAGUGAUCUCGGCCUCAGACUUUCCACCGUGGAGUCUUGGUACGGAGAGUAUGACUCGUUACAAAUAGAAAUAGAAAGUUCGAUGGAAAUUUCAGAAACCGAGUGCGAGAGAGAGUACGAGUACCGCGAGAAGUUUGAGGUUGAGUACUUCGCGAUCGUCGGCCGCGCUCGAGAGUGGAUUGCUGAAGAAGACCCCGCCAGGAUACAAACGUUGCCACGUUAUCGUCGCGCUCAGGCGCUCAUAACGCAUUUCUGGAAUCGUUACUACCUAGAAUACAUUUCAGACUUGCAGAAGAGAACAAAGUGGCAAUCAACCAAAGGUGGAGAGCUGCGCAUUGGAGACCUGGUGGUGGUGAAAGACGACCGCCUCCCACCUAACCGCUGGCUGCUGGGACGAGUUGCCUGCCUCCAUCCCGGCCGUGACAGCAUCGCCCGCGUCGUGGACGUCAACACAUCGGCAGGAGUUUUACGAAGGGCAUACAACAGACUUUGCCCACUACCCUGAUCAUUUUAAACGCUUCAGCGUUUCAACCCGGGGAGCCUGUCAACGCACAAAACUCCGCCCCCCACUGAAGGGCGCCCGAGCAUCGUUCGGCGUAUUCAUACAUUCGCCGUUCUCCUCUCACUCGCCGUCAGACACCGCGCCGCACGCACGUACCGCGCUCCUAAUUAAAUUUUGAAAGUCACCAUUGUACUCGUAACAUCGUAAUAAAUAACUGUUCCUGAAAAGCUGGUUUUUAUG